UCUCUGUUUUCCCCUAACACCAUUUUCAAUUCCAACUCUCUCUCUCUAUAAAACCCACCAAAAACCCAUCAUUUUUCUUCCUCUCCUCUCUCAUCUCACCAUGGAUUCCGUCGCAUUUCUCAAGCUAUUCAAACUUUCCGGCGCCGAUGAACUACAGAAGCACGAGGAAGAAGAAGAGGAAGAUUCGUUCUUCGAUCUCGAGUUUUUCUCUGUUUCCGCCGGAAAAAUUCAAAGCCCAGAACAGAAACCUCAAAUUCCGACCAAAUUAGGUGAUCACAUAAACCUCUGUUCCGAUUCCAUUUCUAAACGGAAGAUUCUUCCAAUCGAGCCUACUUCAAAGCCCCAAUCUCCGAUUCAGCUUCUCAAAUCGGCCCCCAAGUUCCCUGUUUUCAUCUUCAAGAAGCAGAGAUCAGUGGCCAAAAACAGAGCGCCCGCCGGAACGGAAGAAGAAGAAGGAAGCAGAGUUCUGAGCUCCAAGCUCAGCAGAGACAAUAGCACGAGGCGAAUCGGAGGCAUUUUUCCGCUGGACCCACGUGAACCUCCGGUUCCAGCUCCGACGAGGCGGUUCUCGAAGGAGGCGGUGCAGAAAUAUUUGAAGCUGAUUAAGCCUAAGGUUCUGAGGAAACCCACCUACAGCGGCGGCGACUUUUCGUCGGCGGCUGUGGAUUCGCCAGUGAGGGAGAAGCACGAGAACGGACUCCCGGCGGGGAUUCGAUUGGUCUGUAGACAUCUGGGUAAGAGCAAAUCGGCGUCGGCAGCUGGUGGAUUGGCAGCGGCAGUGUCGGCGGUGGUUCCUCCGCCGAACCGGAGGGAUGAUUCGUUGUUGCAGCAACACGACGGGAUUCAAAGCGCCAUUUUACACUGUAAAAGAUCCUUCAACGCCUCCGCAGAAAAACCUGUGUGGUUAUCAAGGUCUGAAUCAGCAGCCUCACAAGAAAGGCCAAGAAGUCUAUCUUGCAAAGAUUUUAGUUUCAAAGAAAGCAAAGAGGAAGGGAAUUGAAGAGUGAAAUUAAAGAAAGGGUUAUUUAUUUUGUAAAGGGAAGGGAAAAUUUUUGGGUGAAGAAAAUGGUGAUGAAAUGGGUGUGUUGAGAGUUGAGAUGGGAUGUGUAAAGGGCUCAUAAUUAUUAUGAAACCAUUUGAAAAGAAAUCUGAUUCUCAAA
This is a messenger RNA of Benincasa hispida (wax gourd), 1160 nucleotides long. Its product is annotated as membrane-associated kinase regulator 5-like. The record is from RefSeq and is a predicted model, not a curated record. Lineage: Eukaryota; Viridiplantae; Streptophyta; Magnoliopsida; Cucurbitales; Cucurbitaceae. Gene Ontology annotation, cellular component: plasma membrane.